Symbiodinium natans is the source of this 555-nucleotide messenger RNA. The record is from the annotation of a GenBank genome assembly. Lineage: Eukaryota; Dinophyceae; Suessiales; Symbiodiniaceae.
AUGGUGUCUGGCGUCGAGACGAUGAUAAUAUACGGUGGACGUGGACCUUCUGGAAUUUCUGCCGAUGUCUUCUUGCUGGACGUGGCUGGCUUGACAUGGAUGCAAGGAACCUCGAGUCCACAGAUACAAGCACGUCAUUCAGCAGUGUGGACUGGUACAGGCAUGCUCGCGCACGGCGGUGGUGAUGGCAACGUUUACUUGGACAUUUUGCUUUUCUACGACCCCGUGGGAGACACGUGGGCUACUCUCACGCCCGCCACCAGCAACGUGCCGACUUUACGACUCGGCCACGAAGCCGUCUGGACGGGCACAGAGAUGAUCGUCCAAGGCGGAGUUGGCACUGACGGAGCAGGCGGAUUGGGUGGUGACGGACGGACUUGGUACGUGCAUUCAUUAACAGGCUCGACAGCGACUUGGACACCUUUCACGCUGACGCCCACUCCCCCGAAAAACACGGGCGACCUGAAGGCGAUCUGGGCGCCAUUGGAGAAUACCAUGUACAGGUUUUGGGGGGACUCCAAGUCCGGCGACCUUAGGACGUACUUGCGCCCUUAA